AUGGAAGGAAAGAAUCAAACCGCCCUGUCUGAAUUCAUCAUCUUGGGAUUCUCUAACCUAAAUGAAUUGCAGUUUUUAAUAUUCACCAUCUUCUUUCUGACUUAUAUCUGUACUUUGGGAGGGAACAUGUUCAUUAUUUUAGUUACUGUGGUUGAUCCACACCUACACACACCCAUGUAUUAUUUUCUAGGGAACCUGGCCUUUCUUGACAUCUGCUAUACCACUACCAAUGUCCCCCAGAUGAUGGUGCAUCUUCUGUCUCAGAAGAAAAGUAUUUCCUAUGGAGGAUGUGUGCUUCAACUUUUUGCAUUCAUUUUGUUUGUAGGGUCAGAGUGUUUCCUCUUGGCAGCAAUGGCUUAUGAUCGUUACAUUGCAAUCUGCAAACCUUUAAGAUAUCCGGUAAUUAUGAACAAAGCACUGUCUAGCCAGUUAGCAGCCUUGUCAUGGACUGGAGGUUUUCUCAACUCAGUGGUGCACACGGUACUGACAUUCCGCCUGCCCUUCUGUGGGAACAAUCAGAUAAAUUAUUUUUUCUGUGACAUCCCUCCUUUGUUGAUGUUGUCUUGUGGGGACACUUCUAUCAAUGAGCUGGCAUUGCUCUCCACUGCAGUCUUCAUUGGGUGGACGCCUUUUUUGUGUAUCCUCCUUUCCUACCUGUACAUAAUCUCUACCAUCUUGAAAAUCCGCUCAUCAGAGGGGAGGAGAAAGGCCUUUUCUACAUGCACCUCCCACCUGGUCAUUGUCCUUCUGUACUAUGGCAGUACCAUCUUCACAUAUGCACGACCUAUCUCAUCUUACUCACUGGAGAAAGACAGGCUGAUCUCAGUAUUGUACAGCAUUGUAACUCCCAUGUUGAAUCCUAUAAUUUACACAUUGAGGAAUAAGGACAUCAAAGAAGCUGUUAAGGCAGUAGGAAGGAAAUGCCAGGCAUCAAGUUCUCUCUUCUGA
Chrysochloris asiatica (Cape golden mole) is the source of this 948-nucleotide messenger RNA. RefSeq names its product olfactory receptor 5V1-like. The transcript has a single exon. Gene Ontology annotation, molecular function: G protein-coupled receptor activity; olfactory receptor activity. Bases 1 to 948 code for a protein of 315 amino acids. Lineage: Eukaryota; Metazoa; Chordata; Mammalia; Afrosoricida; Chrysochloridae. The record is from RefSeq and is a predicted model, not a curated record. Gene Ontology annotation, biological process: G protein-coupled receptor signaling pathway. Gene Ontology annotation, cellular component: membrane.